UAUUAUUAUUAGGUGUUGAAAUUACUUCUUGCCCAUAAUUAUAAUUAUUAGUAUUAACUACUGCAGGGGCUGGAAUUGUUGGUUCGUGAUCACUAGUUUCAUUUUGGAGCGUUUGCAUAAUUUCUUGCCCAUAAUGAUCAUUGACUGGAAUUAUUAUUGGUUCAUGGUUGGUUGUAUUUUCAUUUUCGGGUGUUAAAAUAAUUUCUUGCUUAUGAUAGUUAUUCUUAUUAAUUAUUGGAGGUGGAAUUAUUAUUGGUUCAUUGGACGUACUUUCAUUUCUAGGUAUUUGAUCAAUUUGCUCAUUAUUAUUGAUAUCUUGUUCACAAUUUUGAAUAUCCCUAACGAUAGGAAGCUCUUUUUCUUCUUGGCUGUAAUCAUUAUUAUUAUCAUUUUCAUAAAUAGUUUUUUGUUUAUUCUUAUUCCAUUUAUAUAUCAAGAAACUUCCAACUAAUAAUAAAAUACCACUUAAUAAAGAUCCCACAAUUAUACCAGCU
This is a messenger RNA of Rhizophagus irregularis DAOM 181602=DAOM 197198, 494 nucleotides long. NCBI's taxonomy places the organism in Eukaryota, Fungi, Glomeromycota, Glomeromycetes, Glomerales, Glomeraceae. The record is from RefSeq and is a predicted model, not a curated record.